Messenger RNA from Capsella rubella, 2085 nucleotides. RefSeq names its product transcription factor EGL1. The coding region runs from base 93 to 1910 and encodes 605 amino acids. Gene Ontology annotation, molecular function: protein dimerization activity. The record is from RefSeq and is a predicted model, not a curated record. NCBI's taxonomy places the organism in Eukaryota, Viridiplantae, Streptophyta, Magnoliopsida, Brassicales, Brassicaceae. The transcript is spliced from 7 exons.
CUUUUUUUUCUUUCUUUCUUGUCUUCUGGUUUACUCAAAAGACAACAAAGUUUUGUUUUUUUGAUAUACAAAUUCUGAUCUUUGUCUUUUUUAUGUUACAUGGUGAUGAAGAAACAAUGACUACCGAAGAAAACAGAACAGUGCCGGAAAAUCUAAAGAAACAGCUUGCAGUUUCAGUUCGAAACAUUCAAUGGAGUUACGGAAUCUUCUGGUCUGUCUCUCCUUCUCAACCAGGAGUGUUGGAGUGGGGAGAUGGAUAUUACAACGGAGACAUUAAGACGAGGAAGACGAUUCAAGCAGCUGAAGUCAAAGUUGACCAGUUGGGUCUUGAGAGAAGUGAGCAGCUUAGAGAGCUUUACGAAUCUCUCUCCCUCGCUGAAUCCUCUGCUUCCGGUGGCUCUCAGGUCACUCGACGAGCUUCCGCCGCCGCACUCUCUCCGGAAGACCUCACCGACACCGAGUGGUACUAUUUAGUAUGCAUGUCUUUCGUCUUCAACAUCGGUGAAGGAAUCCCCGGAGGAGCAUUGACCAACGGUGAACCAAUAUGGCUUUGUAACGCUGAAACCGCCGAUAGCAAAGUCUUUACUCGCUCCCUUCUCGCUAAAAGUGCUUCGCUUCAGACAGUGGUUUGCUUCCCGUUUCUUGGAGGAGUCCUUGAGAUCGGCACCACCGAACAUAUUACAGAGGACUUGAAUGUGAUACAAUGCGUGAAGACGUUGUUCCUUGAAGCUCCUCCUUAUCCUACAAUAUCGACGAGAUCGGAUUAUCAAGAAGUUUUUGAUCCGUUAAGCGAUGAUAAAUACAUUCCAGUGUUUGGAACUGAAGCAUUUCCGACACCGUCCACAAGCGGGUUUGAGCAAGAACCAGAGGAUCAUGAUUCGUUCAUCAACGAUGGUGGUGCGUCUCAGGUGCAAAGCUGGCAGUUUGUGGGCGAAGAACUCAGUAACUGCGUUCACCAAUCGCUUAAUUCUAGCGAUUGUGUUUCUCAGACAUUUGUUGGACCAUCUGGGAGAGUUGCUUGCGAUCCAAGGAAGAGUACGGUUCAACGGUUAGGUCAGAUUCAAGAACAGGGUAAUCAUGUAAACAUGGACGACGAUGUCCAUUACCAAGGCGUGAUCUCGACGAUUUUCAAAACGACGCAUCAGCUAAUCCUCGGACCGCAGUUUCAAAACUUUGAUAAGAGGUCUAGCUUCACAAGGUGGAAGAGAUCAUCAUCUGUGAAAACAUUGGGAGAGACAUCGCAGAAGAUGAUAAAGAAGAUACUCUUCGAGGUUCCUCUGAUGAACAAGAAAGAAGAGUUGCUAACGGACACACCAGAGGAAACCGGGAACCAUGCGUUGUGCGAGAAGAAACGACGAGAGAAGUUGAAUGAACGGUUCAUGACAUUGAGAUCUAUCAUUCCUUCAAUUAGCAAGAUUGAUAAAGUUUCAAUUCUUGAUGAUACGAUUGAGUAUCUUCAAGAACUGCAAAAACGGGUUCAAGAAUUGGAGUCUUGCAGAGAAUCUGCGGAUACAGAGACGCGAAUGACGAUGAUGAAGAGGAAGAAACCGGAGGAUGAGGACGAAAGAGCAUCAGCGAAUUGUAUGAACAGCAAGAGGAAGGGGAGUGAUGUGAAUGUAGUAGGAGAAGAUGAACCGGUUAGUACGGGUUAUGCUGGUCUAACCGAUAACUUAAGGAUCAGUUCAGUCGGUAACGAGGUGGUUAUUGAGCUUAGAUGUGCUUGGAGAGAAGGGAUAUUGCUUGAGAUAAUGGAUGUGAUUAGUGAUCUCAACUUGGAUUCUCACUCGGUCCAGUCGUCAACCGGAGACGGUUUACUCUGCUUAACUGUCAAUUGCAAGCAUAAAGGGACAAAAAUAGCCACAAGAGGGAUGAUCCAAGAGGCACUUCAAAAGGUUGCAUGGAUAUGUUAAGAUCUCACGGUUUAUUAGAUUGAUUUUUUUUUUGUCCGGUUUGGUUAUCCAACCUUCGGUAUUUAGUGAUUCUAACCGAGUUUUUCUUUAGUAAUUUUUGAACUUCUGGAAAAUUGUUUAGAAUUCUUGUAAAACCAAACUCAUUUUGGCUCAUAACGAAGUAAUACUUAACAUA